Leptosia nina is the source of this 1140-nucleotide messenger RNA. The record is from the annotation of a GenBank genome assembly. NCBI's taxonomy places the organism in Eukaryota, Metazoa, Arthropoda, Insecta, Lepidoptera, Pieridae.
AUGAAACUGUGUAUGGGAAAUGUGGUUGCAACUGGAUUCCAAAAAUCUAUAAAACCUGUUGCUUAUUUUUGCAUUUUCUAUUACAUAUGGGGUGGUAGGCCAAGAAGUAUAGUUUCUGAUGUCUACAGUGUCUAUUUAGAAGAUCCACCACUUGACAGUAUUAUCAAUUUGCUCAGCUCAGGUAUAUGGAUUGGCCUUUGGUUUUAUGCAAGUCUCUUUUUUAUAUCUGUCAAUGCAAUGAGGGCUGUAUUUAACAUAGUCUUAACAGAACCAAUGAAAUUCCCAAUCGAGUCUGAUAAAAACGUUAACCUUUGUGGUGCUCUAUCACAGAGGUCACAAUUCACUGGAUUUCUCGGCGCACAAGACUUAAAAAUACUGGCCAUGACUGAUCCGGCAAGACGCCUUCAAGUAUUUACACUAUCUCAACCGGGAGGUCACCCAAGAAACUGGAAUAACCUUUUGGAAAGCUGUCUAAUAGUAAUCAAAGAAUUUAACAAAGAACUUGAAAAUAUUAAUAGUGAUAACCAGAUCGUUGGUAUAAAGGAAGUCAGCUAUAGGAAGCCAUUAAUAGAUUCUCCUGCCUCACCUAUAGAAUUUUCAAGAACAAUACGUAAUAUGGCCCAAUCCCCACAGGCUUUAGAUAUUAAAAGCCUUGAUAAAGAUAAUACUGAAAAUGCAUUUGUUGUCACCAUAAAGCAGGAAUUUAAUAAUUUCCUCCAGAGAUUGUGCCAGAAGCCAGGAAUACAUUAUUUUUUUGGUGAACUUACUGAUACCAAAUUGAAAUUUAUUCUGUUACAAGCACAGCCUGUAAUGUGGACUUGUGAGGGAUUAGCUCAAAUAGUAGCUCUUUCUCUGAAUGAAGACAAGUAUGGAGUUGUGCAAAAUGAUUUACCUAUAGUAAUGGCUGCAUUGAUAAAUCUUAAGCAGAACCUGGAAAAGUUGUCAAAACCUGGACUGGUAUCAAGAAAACAAAUACUAAAUGAUGGUUUUGCGAUAAGAACUAAAGCCGCACUUUUGUCUGCAGUUAAAAGAAGCAUUUACAAAAUUGUUAUAACUUUUUCCAAGUAUAUUAAUGAAAUACCAUUUGAUAGUGACAUUGAAUUAGCUAUUCAGCCUUUCUUAGUGUGUAAAGAGGCAUAA